AUGUGGACGGACAAGCAGCGAGGUAUUCGAAUGUCUCAGCAGGAGCUCAUGUGCAAGAACUCCUGUGGUUACUAUGGAAACCCCGCGUGGAAGGGCUUCUGCUCCAAGUGCUGGAGGGAGCGAGCGCGGCCCGCCGAAGCCCACCGACAGGACGCCAGAGUUACCGGUGAUGGCACGCCACCGACCUUCUCCAAGUUUGAGGAGAAGAAGAAUAUGGAGAAGGGUCGUCGUAUCAACACUAUGAGACGACUGUUCUGGGGCAGCCCAUCUCCUCCUAAGUCAGAACCUUCAGACAGUCAGAUAAAUGUGCUAAAAGCCUUUCGGAAGCUGGAACCUGGUGACUUCACUGGUUUCCUCAAGACAUUGCGCAGCCCGUCCUCCCAGCGUCUGCAGUCCCGUUGCACAGCUUUCCUCAACACAAUGGAGGCCUACCAUGAUCUGCCGAUACAGAAGCACUCGGAUCUCGUGCAAGACUUCUACCAGUCAUUUGCUGACUAUUUCAGUAGUUUUUCAGAUGCCGAGCUCACUCAGACGAUGGAGCACGUGGAGAAGCUCAUCAUGACGCGCUUGCACAAGUGGGUCUUCUGCCAUGACAGCUGUGAUGACGAGCAGAAAGACCUGACACUGCAAAGAAGGAUACGUUCUUUAAACUGGGUCACACCGCAAAUGCUUGGCGUACCUUUCCCUGAAGUGCAGAAUGCCAUCACCGGCGACCCUUUUCUUCCCGCCAUAACAGCCAUUAUUGAGAUGGACGCCAAGCGGGCGCCUCAGGACAAGCUGGUGUGCGUGUCUAAAUGCAGCCAGCACGUUUUUGAAGCACUGUCAGUCUCCAACAGUGAGCCGGCCAACGCCGAUGACUUCCUAUCCGCCUUGGUAUACGUGGUGCUGAAGGCAAACCCACCUCGCCUACACUCAAACAUGCAAUACGUCAUCCGCUUUGGGCUCCCGCACAGCCUCAUGGCUGGAGAGAGCGGCUAUUACUUCACCAACUUGUCCUGCGCCGUGGCCUUUAUUGAAAAACUUGACGGCCCGGCGCUCAACCUUAGCCAGGAAGAGUUUGACGGCUACAUGCGGCGUCGCCAGGCCCCGGCGGCAGGAGGUGGGCGGCAGGACAUCGCCUGUGAGACGCACCGCCUCCUGGAUGAGCUGACGGCACGCCAGGAGCGACUGGACCGUGGCGUGGGUGACCUCAACGUGCAGCUGCGGACAUGGGUGCAAGCCGUUCAUACUCAGAUAGACCAGGCCACGUCCCAGCUUACAAUGGUACAAGAGGAAUUGAAGGAUCUCUCUUCAUCAUCACCAUCAUCUUCCUACCCUGAUUCAACUGUCAGCGAGCAGCUGGUGCUUACGGAUCAACAUGCAGGGCCUCAAGAUUCAGACUGUUAA
Molecule: messenger RNA, 1386 nt
Organism: Nerophis lumbriciformis (worm pipefish)
Lineage: Eukaryota; Metazoa; Chordata; Actinopteri; Syngnathiformes; Syngnathidae
Source: RefSeq, a predicted model, not a curated record